Messenger RNA from Suillus discolor, 1473 nucleotides. RefSeq lists its product as uncharacterized. The coding region runs from base 75 to 1139 and encodes 354 amino acids. Gene Ontology annotation, biological process: canonical NF-kappaB signal transduction. The transcript is spliced from 3 exons. The record is from RefSeq and is a predicted model, not a curated record. NCBI's taxonomy places the organism in Eukaryota, Fungi, Basidiomycota, Agaricomycetes, Boletales, Suillaceae.
GCAUUCUCCCUUCUCUUCGCACCUAACACAGGACAGGUUCAUUGGCUAUUGUCCUUCCAAGGCGAUGUCAACUAAUGGCUAAGUUACAUCUUAAACGCACUCCCGCCGAGGAGGCCGAACGGGCUCUCCGCAAGGCUCGAAAAGCCGCAAGGACCGCAAGGAAACGGUCAUAUCUGUCGGAGGAAGCAGGUCAGCAUGGAGAAUCUAGCUCCAAAAGGAGACGCAGAGGAGAAGACAUUGAUUCUGAUCUUGACGAAGAGGUUUAUGGCCCUCCACCUCCCCCAUCGCUGUCAUCCGCGCACAAACCUGAUUAUGACACCAUUCUUUCUGAGUUGGAAGACGCUCGCUUCAGAGAGAAAAUGUGGGAUGCUUUACGGGAUGAUGAACGGCUGGAUGGUAUAGACGCUAGAUUUAACGAUUAUGCCCAUGUCCCCGAUAGAUGGCGGGCGAACGCAGCCAGCGGUGGAAGCUCUGAGGACCAAACGGAAAUGGAUCCGCGGUUCAUGGACGAUGACACUUACACCGAGUGGAUUCGAGCAGGGAUGUGGAGGCGAAAAAAUGCGCGCCAAUACGAAGAAGAAGCACGCAUGAAGGCGGAAAAGGCAGCUCGAAGCGCUAGGAAGAAGGAAAUGAAAGCAGAGACGGCCAGACUUGAAAAGGUUGUGGAAGAGCGAAGAAAACAGAAGAAAAGAGAAAGGGACAGCCAACGAGAGGAGAACGCUCGAGCAGAGUAUGACAGAAAGUGGAAGGAUCUCUUGGAUCCCAAUGCUCGGCAUAGCUCUUCUCUUUCCUUCGGAGACAUACCAUGGCCACUAUUUGUACCCGUGAUGCACUCAGAUUCCGCUCAUUCGGACUCAUCCUCAAUUACAUUGGAACACCUCACGACAACAGCAAUAUCUGCAUUCCUGAUACCGAUUUCUACAAUCUCUGCGCUCGCUCAGGACGUCGGUGUUUCUCUCCCCACUCAUGAUCGUGACAAGAAGGAGAAGAAAGAGAAAUUACGGGAGACAAUGCUACGGUUUCAUCCAGAUAAGUUUGAAGGACGGGUCAUGCGGAAGGUCAUCGAAACGGACAAAGAUAGAGUAAGGGAGGCUGUGGGUCAGGUGGCUCGAGUUCUCAACACUCUCAUGGAGGAAUAGAUCGAUGGUAUAGUCCGUCACACCAGUUCUUCAAUUUGAAGAUGAUAUCUACCAAUCACCAAUUUAUCGCACUUAGUUUCUAUUCGAUGUGAAUUUACCAAACACGUAGAACGACGGCGAGGGUCCGUUCGUGAGGGAUGCUCUUGGCUAUCUUGACUCAAGUGCUGAACUACGCCCUAGGUAUACAUAUUGCUUUACAAUCAUGGGCAUCCUCUUAGUGCAAUACGAUACGUUACCCUUAUCAAAUACACCUGUGCUCCGGCCUGAAACUAGAAAAUAUCAGCCAUCUACUUCCGCCGAUUCCCAAAAGACCGAAUGUAGACAAAAGUUCUAG